AUGAACAAUCAACACCAACGUCAAUCUGCGAUCCCUAGAUCUAUACCUACACCACCGGAGCAAAACAUUGCGACCGAGUCCAAUCCUCCCACCACAAGCUUUGACGCCGCCCUGGCUACUAUUUCGAGAGAUGGCGCGUCUGCAUCACCACCAACUCCCACUUCCCUGAAUGGUGACGGUGUCGUACCAUCCCAUAAGAGCACACCUAUCUAUCAUGGACUCGCGCCACCUACGCUCCAUAACCUUCCUCAUGUUAGUCUCGGCCCAGUUGCGCAUCCCUCUGCGCAUCCCUCGUCCCUGGCUAGUGCGCUCAGAGCCCUGAAUGAGGGGCCUUGCGGAGGCGGCUUUCGCGAUUUCCCUGCGCCUUCGUCUAACGAUUCUCCUUACACAAAGAGUAUUUCGUCUACUGCUCCGGCAUCGCCUCGAAUUCCACCCCUGCGACAGAACUCGGGUUCCCAAACACCUCGCGUACGACCCCAUGCGACAACCCUCAGUAUUCCUGGUAUGACCCGAUCUCUUGUAUCGCCUGAUGGAAAAAUUGCCGAUCGAGAUGUCGCCGCGAAACUUGUCAUCAUUAUGGUUGGUCUCCCGGCUAGGGGAAAAUCGUACAUCACGAAGAAGCUUCGGAGGUAUCUCUCUUGGCAACAACACAACACUCGGAUCUUCAAUGUCGGAAACCGAAGACGUGUCGCCGCUGUAAGUUCGCCAACCAUGCAUCGUAAAGAUAGUUCCAUGGAUAUGCCAACUCCUACAACGACGAUUUUGGUUAACGGUGCUCAGCCACCAACUGAUUCCCCGGCUCGGAAAAGGUCGUCGCCUCAGGAUCGGGAUCAGGAUGACCCCGCCCCAACGCCCAUGGACCAAUCCGCUAAAUUUUUCGACCCCCACAACGAGCAAGCGUCGAAAUUGAGGGAGGAAAUCGCCAUUGACACAUUAAAUGAGCUACUAGAUUACUUGAUCAGUGGCGGAGGCUCGGUUGGAAUUCUCGAUGCUACAAACAGCACGAUUCACCGCAGACAGACACUUUUCGACCAUGUCAAAGCCAGAGAACCUCAACUAGGUAUUCUCUUUAUUGAGAGCGUCUGCAAGAAUCCUCAACUCCUGGAGGCCAACAUGCGCCUAAAGCUCUCCGGCCCUGAUUAUAAGGACAAAGAUCCUGUCAAGUCAUUGGCAGAUUUCAAGGAGCGCGUAAAGGCAUACGAAAAAGCAUAUGUCCCCUUAGGAGAUUAUGAAGAAGAGCAUGAGAUGCAAUACAUCAAGAUGACAGAUGUUGGCAAGAAACUUACACACUUCGGAUUGGGUGGGUUCCUCAGCAGUGGCAUUGCUAAUUAUCUAUCUUCCUUUAAUUUGUCGCCGAGACAAAUAUGGAUCACUCGCCAUGGCCAAUCUGCGGAUAACAAACUGGGCAAGAUUGGUGGCAAUUCCGAACUGACUGACCGCGGACACUAUUAUAGCCAAUGUCUGUAUAGAUUCGUCACAAAGAAGCGCAGUGAAUGGUUGGUAGAGCAGAAGGACAAGGUUGCUCAAGCAUCAUUCCCUCCUCUACCUGGAGACCAGUCGCCGCCUUACCCCGACCUGAACCGCGAGCUCGAAGAGAAGAAUUUCUGUGUGUGGACAUCGAUGUUGACACGUAGCAUACAGACGGCUGAGUACUUCGAAGCAGACGAAGAUUAUGACGUCAAAAACUGGGAAAUGCUCAACGAGCUCAAUGCUGGAAAGUUUGAGGGCUUGACAUACGAGGAAAUCGCCCGCACUCACACGGAUGAGUACAAGAAACGUAAAAUGGACAAGCUCCAGUACGUCUACCCCGGUGUUGGCGGUGAAGGCUAUCUCCAGGUCAUCAGUCGUCUUCGGGAUAUGGUGCGAGAGAUCGAGCGAAUCAAGGACCACAUCAUGAUCAUCGGGCACCGUUCCGUCUGUCGUGUUCUAAUGGCGUACUUCAUGGACCUCACCAGAGACGACAUCGCAGAUCUGGAUAUGCCCCUGGGUAUGCUCUACGCUAUCGAGCCCAAGCCGUACGGCAUCGAGUUCCACGCGUACAAGUACAACGAGGAACAGGGAUGGUUCGACGAAGUUCCUAACUAUAGACCCUCGAGAACGGUCGACCGCAGCGCCUAA
Messenger RNA from Daldinia childiae, 2118 nucleotides. RefSeq names its product putative 6-phosphofructo-2-kinase PB17E12.14c. Gene Ontology annotation, cellular component: cytosol. Gene Ontology annotation, molecular function: 6-phosphofructo-2-kinase activity; ATP binding. NCBI's taxonomy places the organism in Eukaryota, Fungi, Ascomycota, Sordariomycetes, Xylariales, Hypoxylaceae. The coding region runs from base 1 to 2118 and encodes 705 amino acids. The record is from RefSeq and is a predicted model, not a curated record. The transcript has 3 exons. Gene Ontology annotation, biological process: fructose 2,6-bisphosphate metabolic process; fructose metabolic process.